Prorocentrum cordatum is the source of this 1273-nucleotide messenger RNA. NCBI's taxonomy places the organism in Eukaryota, Dinophyceae, Prorocentrales, Prorocentraceae. The record is from the annotation of a GenBank genome assembly.
AGCUCGGCUCGAGCUCCCCCCCCCCUCCCCGCGCCCCCCUGCCAGGCGGGGAAGGCCCGCGCCCGCGCCCGCCGCGGGGCCCCCCCCCCGGUUCCCGGGGGCCGCCCGCGCGAGCAGAAGCGCCCGCCUUGUCGAAUAGCUCCGCGUUCGAUGUACUCUCCAGGACCCGCGGGUUGGCCGCAGCAGCCUUACAUGGUGGUCGGCGUGCCGAUGAUGGGCGGUCUGUCCGCGGGCGGCGGUCCGGGCGGCCUGCCGCAGGCGGCGCAGGCCCUGGCCGGGAGCUGCUACGCAGCGCCCGCCGGCGGCAGCGGCGGGGGCGACGGCGACGUGGGGCUCGAGUACGCGAAGGAGUGCAUCGUCAUGGCAGCGGGCCAGUACCGCGAGGUGCACCCGACGCUGUCGCCGGCGCUGCGGUCGGCCGUCGGCGGCUGCUUCCGCUGCAGCCCGGCCGACCUGCCCGGCGGUCUGCAGCUGGAUGCGGCCAGCGGGGUCAUCUGGGGAACGCCGCAGCGUGCAGCUGUCGGGGCUGCCGCGGUCACCUACAGGGACUGCACCGUGGUGUUCUCGUGCUCCGCCGGGGCCGUUUCCGCGAGGGUGGGCAUCAAGGUGGUGGACUUCCGGCCCGAGGACUUCCAGAUCGCGCACGUGUCGCAGAUGGAGCAGAACAAGUACAUGGUGCUCCUCGACACGCGACGGCAUCAGUAGUCAAGCAAGGUGUGUUCGGCCCUCGCCGCCCAGCUUUUUGUGGCAAGACGAGAUCCGGUCUUCCUGACCCCUCGCCAGACCUCUGGGCGGAGCUGCCGUGCUUGCGGUUUUGCACUCCUUUGCCAGUGCUCCCGCAGCGCAGAUGGACUCAGCUGUGAGCUGUGAUCUCCACCAGUCAUCAGCUCGGAAGGCGAGCAAACCGCAGGCUUUCGGUACUAUAUCAGGCGCGAUGCGAUGGUAUAUCUCGAUGUGGUCUUGGCCAUUCCUGACAUCGCAAAGUGUGGUGUCGGCAGUUUCGAUAAUUCGGUGUUAUAAAUUUCCUUUCUCCUCCCCCUGUUCUCUCUGCUCCUUGUUGUGAUCCUCCACCUCCUUCUCCUCGUGCCCCUCCUCCUUCAUUCUCCUCAGUGUGAAAUAGCUCCACGCGUGCGAACACGCCAAAGUGUGUUGCCCGCGCUUGUGUGGAAGCGCACGUGGUGCUUGGGAUGCAAGCCAUGCUCCAUUUGAAAGGAUUUGCGAAGCCAGAGGUUGCCGUACAGUAUUUCUGCAGUGGUCGACCCUUGAGUCAACA